GCUUGUCCUUACUGCAUGGAGAAUACUAAAUCGUUCACUUUAAAACAUGGCAGAAAAAAUUCAUGGUUUGAUUGUCACCGUCAGUUCUUGCCAAUGGAUCAUGAGUUUAGGAGUAUGAAAAAUGCAUUUAGGAAGAACACAAUUGAACAAAACUAUCCACCUCCAAGACUUUCAGGAGAGGAAAUUUGGGAGAGGGUUGAGAACUUUCCAAAAGUUACUGAAGAACCACCGUACAAGUUCGAUGGGUAUGGGGUUGCACAUAACUGGACCAAACAGAGCAUAUUUUGGGAGUUACCAUAUUGGAAGGAUAAUCUUCUCCGGCAUAAUCUUGAUGUCAUGCACAUUGAAAAAAAUUACUUUGACAAUUUGUUCAACACAGUGAUGGAUGUCAAGGGCAAGACAAAAGAUAAUCCAAAGGCUAGAUUGGACUUACAGGAAUAUUGUAGGCGUAGAGAGUUAUGGUUGCAGGACAAACGGAACGGGGUCUUCAAGCCUAAGGCUAGUUAUUCAUUCACAAUGGAUCAGAAGAGAAAGAUUUGUGAAUGGGUUGAGAACUUGAAGAUGCCUGAUGGGUAUGCAUCAAAUUUGGAAAAACGUGUUGAUAUGGCGCAAGGAAGGUUACAUGGGAUGAAAAGCCAUGAUUGUCAUGUGUUCAUGGAAACUUUACUCCCCAUUGCAUUUAGUGGUUUGCCUACCCGAACCUGGAAGCCUAUGAUACAAAUUAGUUUGUUCUUCAAAGACUUAUGUUCCAGCACGUUGAGGGUAGACAACUUGGAUCGGAUGCAUCAGAAUAUUCCUGUAAUAACAAGUAAGUUGGAGAAAAUUCUUCCACCGGGGUUCUUCGAUGUGAUGGAACAUCUUCCAAUUCACCUUGCGGAGGAAGCCCGACUCGGAGGCCCAGUUCAUUGUCGUUGGAUGUAUCUCUUCGAGAGAACAAUUGGCAAGUCUAAACGGGGUAUCAAGCAGAAACAUAGAGUUGAAGGCUCAAUUUGCGAAGCCUAUCUUGCUAAGGAAACAGCUCAUUUCUGUUCUUACUACUUUGGGGAUGAUGUGCCAUGCUUGCGAAACAGACCCAAUCGACAUUAUGAAGGAGGGUCAGGAUUGAUAACGAAUAAAGGUUUUAAAGGAUCCUUUGGGGAAGCAGCAGUUUCGGCAAAGGUAUUUAUUUCCAGUUGCGUGUAGCCUGUGUCCAAUAUGAAUUUCUGUAGAACAAUGCCAAAUUUCAGACUGCAACAAAACAGUUGCAAUAAUCCAUAUUGUCUAUAUUUCCUUCUUCCAUGAUGAACUAGUUGUCCCAAACUGUUUCUUAUGUUAAAUUAUAAGCUUGAAUCACAUCAUUUCCUAGACUAAGAUCCGUGAUACUAGCUUUUCCGCAAUAUUGUAUUAAUUGUGAAC
Molecule: messenger RNA, 1395 nt
Organism: Lycium ferocissimum
Lineage: Eukaryota; Viridiplantae; Streptophyta; Magnoliopsida; Solanales; Solanaceae
Exons: 3
Coding region: 16-1182 (388 amino acids)
Source: RefSeq, a predicted model, not a curated record